AUGAUGCUGCGGCGGGAGCCGCUGCUGCGCGGCUACUGGCGGGCCUACGACACGCUGGACGGCGCGGGCUGCAGGGCGGUGAAGGAGCGGGACGUGCCGCUGGUGCAGUUCGCCCUGGGCACGGGCGUCCUGUCGAGCACGCCCACCCACCACAGCCACAUGGCGCACUCCCUCGAUACCCUGGCAGCCGCCAACUACGUCCCGGGCAACAGCUACAGCUACUACAACCCGCUGGCCGCGAGCAAUGCGGCCGCGACGGCGGCGGCGGGCGCGGGCGGCGCGCUGGCGCCGCUCAAGGCAGUGGCGAUGGACAGCGGGACUUGGCCCAUGGACGGCGGCGGCGUGGCGACGUGCAGGGAGCAGGUGUGCCAGGGCACGGAUGACGUCAGCUGGCACGCGGAGGCUGAGGUUGCGCAUGAUCUGAAGCAGGUCAUCAUCAAGAUGCGGGCCCAGCCCAACUGCACCAAGGUCAACCUGACGAUCCAGUGGGACACGCAGCACGACAGCCCCAACCAGAGCACCUUCUGCUCGGUGCCAUACACCCAGCUCACGCGCCGCGCGUACGUCACCACGCCCGACGCCGUGCGGGAGCGGUUCCUGCCGAUAUGGCGGUGCCUGCUGGUAGCGCUGCGCAAGGCCAACGUGACGAGCGAGGGCGCGGACUCUGUCGCCACAGGGGAGGCGUUUGCGGGGCUCUGGCAGUACUUCCAGACGCACGACUGGGACUUCACCUGGUCUGACCCCCAGGUCAGCGAGGUAUUUGCGUUUGAGUUCAAGGUGGCGGCCGCAUCCAUGCCCAACACCUGCGCCGACCGGCCGCAGAUCGGGGGGGCCGACCCCACCCCCAGCGAGCUGGCCUCGCUGUUCGACCUCUUCCAGCACUACCUCAAGACCAUGUGCCUCACGGUGCCUUCUGACGCGACAGUCAUGCAGGCCUCGCACCACGGCCUGCAGGCGCUUGCUGGCCUGGUGGCCCAGAUGCGCACCAACCAGAGCCUGCAGGUCUGGGAGCAUGGCGUGCUGAUGCGGGAGCGGCUCAUCUAUCUGGACUGCUUCAAGCGCAACCUGCUGCCCCACUUUGUGAACGAGCAGCUCACGCGCUUCCACAGGGUGGCCGGCCAGGUGCUGUACCGGCUGUCAGACAUGGUGGUGCCCUGUAACGCGACGUUCAACACGGUGUGGGAGCUCUGGCUGGGGACGGACCCCAACAGGCUCAUGCCGCUGCUCAACGCGCUGGAGAUCGAGCACUACCCCUGCCUGCAGGACAACGAGGCCCCCGAGCCGACGGCGGCGAUGCUCAGCCACGUGUAUGCGCUCAAGGACAUCAUGAGCGCCAUCAGGGCGGCGGCGAUCAUCGUGCAUGACUACGGCGUCAAGGAGUACAAGCUGGAGGGUGGGUUGACGGCGCCUGAUGGGACCCGGGUCCAGGGUUUGAUUCGGUCGUGCCGGCGCUAA
Molecule: messenger RNA, 1455 nt
Organism: Monoraphidium neglectum
Lineage: Eukaryota; Viridiplantae; Chlorophyta; Chlorophyceae; Sphaeropleales; Selenastraceae
Exons: 13
Coding region: 1-1455 (484 amino acids)
Source: RefSeq, a predicted model, not a curated record